GCGGCUCCGAAACCCCAUAAUGUAAAUCGUCAGCACCGUAAUGUUUCGAAACACCCCUGACGACUAACUAUCACUAUGCAAACGGGCAAUGCAAGCCACCCAAAGCUAUGCCCUGUACCGGUCAUCCCACUCCCCCAACCCGAUCCCGCACAAGAUGAGCCUAGGCCCGAUGAAUAUGUUGUAUUGUACAUACAUAGGGAGCACCUACAUACGUAGGUAGGUAGGUACGUAUUUAUUGGUGUAAUGAGUACUUACAUGUAGUGCGUGCGUGCAAUGACAAGCCCGGGAUGGAUUCUAGAAUGUAAAUUAGGUACCUAUGGACCUUCUAUGGUGGGAUGUCCCAGACUUUCGAUGCUCAGUUUAUUAUUACACCCUCCCUCUUUGAGACCCUGUCUAUUCUAUCGACGUCUUAGUUGAAGUCUAGCACAGGAAAAAAAAAAAAAAAAACUCACAACGAUGCGACUUUCGUGGGCUGUUGUUCUUCCCGUCGUCCUCGGCGCUGCCAACGGCACGCCUUCUAGUUCAUAUGAUUUUGGUUUCGAGCAUGAGGCUUACGGGCCGCACCCUUUAACCGUUUUUAAGUCGGCCCCCGGGCUCGAAGUACCUAAGAUCAACGUACUGCAGACGAACGAGGCAUGUGAAUCAUCGCUAUACACCUUACUAACACCUCGAGGCGGCGCAACACGGCAGCCGCAGGCUACGAUUCUUGACACGAAUGGAGAUUUAAUAUGGUCGUCCGGAUGGCGUAAACAGCAAUUAUAUAACUUAAUGGUGCAGGAGUACAAGGGCGAGAAUUACUUGACAUUUUGGGCCGGAGACGAUACGGUCGGCGGACAUGGCGCCGGGACUAUCAUGAUGCUGGAUAAAUCCUACUUAUUAUUCCGGGAAAUCAAAGCAGCCAAUGGCCUGAUGGCAGACUUGCACGACUUCCGAAUUACGCCCGCCGGAACUGCUUUGAUCACGGUAUACGAGAUUGUGCAUCGAGAUCUCGCCGAGGUGGGCAAACAGCACACGGGGCCCGUCUGGGACUGUUUGAUCCAAGAAAUCGACCUCGAGACCGGGCUCGCCGUGUUCCAGUGGCGGGCACUAGACCACUGGAACCUAAUCGACAGCUACCGGGACAUCGGCGGGGACGGGGAACACAACCACGCGUACGACUUCUUCCACAUGAACAGCGUGGACAAGGACGCGCGGGGCAACUACCUGACGUCGGGGCGGUACACGCACAGCCUGACGUACAUCAACGGGACAUCCGGGGAGGUGAUCUGGAUCCUGGGGGGCAAGCGGAACAUGUUCCGGGACCUGUCGAACGGGACGGCGACCAACUUCGCGUACCAGCACGACGCGCGGUGGUCGGGAAACGACACCAUCACCGUCUUCGACAACGGCGUCGACGACGCGCACCGCGACAUCGCCGACACGCGCGGGCUCAAGCUGCACGUCGACGAGGCGCGCAUGACCGUCUCCGUCGUCGCCGAGUACUUCAACCCGCACAAGAUCCACGGCGUCUCGCAAGGGUCGUUCCAGGAGCUGCCCAACGGCAACGUUUUGCUGGGCUACGGCAACUCGGCGGCGUUUACCGAGUACACGGGCGACGGCAAGGUGCUGUGCGACACGCACUUUGGGCCCGAGAGCCGGUUCGGCACGGCGGAGGUGCAGUCGUACCGCGUGUACAAGUACGAGUGGCACGGGUGGCCGACGACGACGCCGUCGUCUGCUAUACGGCGCGACAGCGAGCGCGACUGGAACCUGUACGUGAGCUGGAACGGGGCGACCGAGGUGUCGAAGUGGGUGCUGCAGGGAUCUGGGAGCCCGAACGCGACCGAGGAGGAGUGGAAAGAGCUGAGCAAGGCGAAGAGGACCGGGUUCGAGACCGCGUUCAAGCUGCGCAAAUCGUAUCCCCAUUUCCUGCGGGCGGUAGCGGUGCAUUCUGGGGGGCACAUGCUGGGGUUCAGCGCGCCUCUGGACGUGCGGACCGUGGUGAGCGAGAUCUCAUACUCCGGGGGCUUUAUCUUGAUGGACGACGAAGUGUGGACCGUCCAGGUAGUGAUGGGGAUCGGCGGUAUACUGGGUCUGGUCGUAUUAUUCCGAAUAGGGUAUGUAGCGUGGAACAACCGGCCGACCGUCUAUUGGCGUUUACCAACCGGGCCAAGUAAAUAAUUGAACUAUUUUGGAGCAUUAAUUAUUAAUAUUUUCUUUAUUGGAG
Messenger RNA from Hypoxylon fragiforme, 2206 nucleotides. Its product is annotated as ASST-domain-containing protein. Bases 457 to 2160 code for a protein of 567 amino acids. The record is from RefSeq and is a predicted model, not a curated record. The transcript has 3 exons. NCBI's taxonomy places the organism in Eukaryota, Fungi, Ascomycota, Sordariomycetes, Xylariales, Hypoxylaceae.